Molecule: messenger RNA, 4218 nt
Organism: Tetranychus urticae (two-spotted spider mite)
Lineage: Eukaryota; Metazoa; Arthropoda; Arachnida; Trombidiformes; Tetranychidae
Biological process (GO): potassium ion transport
Cellular component (GO): membrane
Molecular function (GO): small conductance calcium-activated potassium channel activity; calmodulin binding
Source: RefSeq, a predicted model, not a curated record
UAUAUUCACAGAAGAUUCAGAGCAUUCUCGUUCCUUCUCAAUCUUCCCAGUCUCACUCUAAUCUUCCUAUCUUCAACUCCCGCCAAACUAUUUUCAUUUUCAGUUUCACCUUUUACUUCUCUUCUUUCCUCUUUUGUGACAAAAACUGGAUCCAAUGGAUUAAGGUUUUACCAACAGCAAACAUCAGCAGAAACAUCAGGCAACAUCAUUUAACAUCAUCAGCCAAACAUCUUGAAGAGAAUCAAUUUGACAACAAUUUAACUACAAUCCAAGUGAACCUACAUGCCUAAGUAACAAGUAACCUCAACCCAUCAGCCAACCACCAAGUUAACCAUUUGAAAAUUGCUCUUCAAUUACAAUGAAAAUUGAUUCAACCAGUUGAAUCAAGAGCAACUAAAAUGGAUGAAAAACAAGAAAACGAUUUGAAAACAUUAAAUGAUUAACAUCGGCAAAGAGAAACAUUUCCCUAUGAUUAAGCCAUCCAAGGUGUAAGGUAAAAACCAGGGCUUACUAGGCUUUCUUCCUCUGUCAUUAUCUUCAUCAUUAUCAUCAUUAUUAUUGUCUGUAUCAUCAUCAUCAUCAUCUUUAUCGUUCACAUCAUCGUUGUUACCGUUGUUACCAUAAUCAUCAUCAACAACGACAUCAACCAUCAAACCAACAAAGCCAAUUUCAACAUUAUUUCAACUCUUUUUUUGCCUGCUUUUUGUUUCUGGUUUACUUUCAUUGAUGAUGAUCAUUUCAAGGAUUAAAAGUGCUCUAAUAAUGGAUAAAAGUUUUGUAAAAAUGAUCAAGUGUAAAAGCCGUUUUACCAUCGGAAAGUUGACAACCAGCUAAGUGUAUGCAAUUGAACAAAAAUGUGAUUCAUAAAUUGUCUUUACUUUUGUUCACUGUUUUCAUUUUCACUUGUUUGUGCCUAACAACAAUUUAAAUUAUUGCUAUUAUGGUAAACUUGAAUCAAGAAAGGAUAUUAUUUAUUAGCCCAAAAUGAACACCAAAAGCCAAGGGAUAACCCAUAAAAGUAUCAACAGUUACCCAAGUCAACCCAAUCACACUAGCCUUAAACUAAAUGCCUUAAAUGUUAAUAUCGCAUGUUAAAAGUGACAUUUUAAAUUGUAAAUAAAUUCAAUUGUGAAAAUUGGAUUCACAAUUGAAACUUGAAACGAACAAAAAGCUUUUUUUGUUUCUUAAAGAAAAGAUAAAAAAUUGACUCGUUUUUUGGCUGAGCAUUGGAAAGUUGAAAGCCGAGCCAAUGUUAUUUGGUCGUAUGCAUUCCGAACCUGAAAGGCCUGAGCCAACAGUUGGUUUGGAUUCCUUGGAACCUCCUGUUGAUGCCACUCUUCAGCCCAGUUACCGUUCGUGUCCUGAAAUUGGUCCACAAAUAACAAUUAAAUCAUGUGAUGAACCCGAUGAGAAAGAGUUGCAAUUGAUUCGUGAUCAUUCCUGUGUCACUCAUCGACGUCGAUCCAAUGCAACAACUGCCUGCUGUAGAGGUCACAAUGUGGUCAAUACAAACAUAGCUCCACCAUUUGGAGUAAUAGGAUCCAAAGUGAGGCAUCAUCUUUGGCCAUCUCAUGCGCGUUUGGGUCUCUCUCGUCUUGAUCAUAGUUUCUUGACACGGACUAUUUCUCGUGAGAGUGUGCGCCUAUCAAGUCAGGCUUUGAAUUGCUGUUGUGAGGCAUCAACACCAUUGUUUCACUGUUCACACUUGCAGCCAAAUUCAAGUUGUCAACAACAACAAAAGCAGACUUCAUCUUCAUCCCAUCAUACGGGAUAUGCUGUUGGAUCAACCGUUGCAACUAGUGGUCCUUACGGUGCAUGCUGUGUCUCUGUCAACACUGGCCAUCAUCAUCAUCACACUCAUCACAACUGUGCUCACACUUGUACCAACACUAACCACUAUCACCUGGGUACAUCGACUGGAGUCACAGGCGGAGGAGGAGGAACGAGUAACUUUAUUGCUUCCAUUCCUCCCUACCUGGCAACAAGUGGUACUGGACCAACUGGUCCCACCUAUGGUACUAAUGUUAGCUUUACUGGACAUGGUUCCAAUUGUCCCUACAAUCCGGCCACUCGAGCCUCGCUCACAGGAAUUACAUCUUCAGUUUAUCGAAUGGUUGACAAUGAGAUUGCCGAGAUUGCAGCAGAUUCACUUCGGGUCAACGGAGCGUUUCCCGGCUUCCGAAAUUUACGUAAACCAGUUACUUCUUCAACUCUUUCCAUUCCAUCGGCAAUGAAAAACGCAACCCACAACUCGUCACAUCAACCAGCCAACUCUCAACACAGAACCAGUGUGGUUGAUGGAAUAGGUGAUCACUCUAUAGGUGUAGUGUCUGACCUAAUUGCGGGAACACUUGGUGUAACCAAUAAAGACGGAUUUUUAAGCAUAACAACGGAAAAUCCAGCGCCAGGACCAGUUACAAAUCAGCGUUCAUUUGCCUCCAAUUCAGUUGACAGUGACAAGAAGCGUCCACACAAUCCCAGUAUAACUGGACAAGGUGGAGGUGCUGGCAGUGUAAGUGCAGGCGGUGGUGGUCCAACUGGUUUCCACAGGCCAAAUGUGGGCUACCGUUUAGGCCGAAGAAAAGCUUUGUUUGAAAAGCGAAAAAGAAUCAGUGAUUAUGCUCUAGUAAUGGCUCUUUUCGGUAUAAUUGUCAUGGUCAUUGAAAAUGAACUUUCAUCAGCCGCAGUCUACACAAAGGCUUCAGUCUUUUCAACGGCCUUAAAGACUCUUAUUACUGUUUCAACCUUGAUGCUUGUUGGCUUGAUCGUGGCUUAUCAUGCACUAGAAGUCCAGCAGUUAUUUAUGAUUGAUAAUUGUGCUGAUGAUUGGAGGAUUGCAAUGACUUGUCAACGAAUGAGUAGUAUAAUGAUUGAACUGUUGAUAUGUGCCGUUCACCCGAUUCCAGGUGAAUACUUUUUCUCCUGGCGAACAAAACUUUCCAAUCAAAACCGUCAACCGCUCACUGUUCUGGUUCCUUUGGAUGUUAUCUUAUCUCUUCCCAUGUUUCUACGUCUUUACCUAAUUUGCCGAGUAAUGUUGCUGCACAGUAAACUGUUUACCGAUGCCUCAUCAAGGUCCAUUGGUGCAAUUCAAAAAAUCGACUUUAACACUCGUUUUGUCCUUAAAACACUAAUGACCAUUUGUCCAGGUACAGUUUUAAUGGUUUUCAUGGUUUCUCUUUGGAUUAUUGGAAGUUGGACAAUGAGACUUUGUGAAAGGAACCAUGAUAAAGAACACGCCAAUCUAUUGAAUACUAUGUGGUUAACAGCGAUUACAUUUUUGUCUGUUGGUUAUGGUGAUAUUGUACCAAAUACUUACUGUGGUCGAGGAAUUGCUGUAACAACUGGUUUAAUGGGCGCCGGUUGUACAGCAUUGGUUGUUGCUGUGAUUGCUAGAAAGCUGGAAUUGACUCGAGCUGAGAAGCGUGUUCAUAAUUUCAUGAUGGAAACUCAAUUAAAUAAAAGGUUAAAAAAUUCUGCUGCCAAUGUAUUGCGAGAAACUUGGCUGAUUUACAAAAAUUCCAAGCUUGUCCAGAAAGUCAGCCCAUCCAGAAUCAGAAACCAUCAAAGAAAAUUUCUUCUGGCCAUUUACAGCUUGAGAAAGGUUAAAAUGGACCUAGUAAAGUUAAACGAUAAUACAAAUACUAUAUCUGAUAUCGCUAAGAUUCAAACUGAAGUUCGUGAUAUAGUCUUGGAUAUGAACUCACGUCAAGAAAUUUUGGAGGAACGUAUAGUUGUUCUUGAAGAGAGGCUUGGUACUCUUCAAGAACAGUUAGAAUCACUUCCAGUGGCCUUAAGUCGAAUUAUCGAGCAAACAUUAGUCCCUUCUAUUCAACAAACAAUAUUUCGUUUGUCACACCAAGGCCUUACUCACACCCAGAAUGAGCCAACAUCAGGUAAUGCUGUUAACGGGAUCAAUAUAACAACGCUACACUCACAGCCUUCAGGAACCACUACUUCAAAUUCAUCGAGACAUAAUUAUCUUCAUCCUAAUGAUGCGGCAUCUCUUGUAAACCGACCUUCAUGGUCAUCAACAAGCCAUAAUACUGGAGGAACCAACACCAGACAGUCAUUGGCUCCAUCGAUCCCAAAACCAAGCUCAUUUGAUAGAUGAAUACAUUUUAAAGAAACAUUUAUUGUAAUUCAAAUUUUUAACUCUUUUAUUAUUAUUGUAUAUAAAAAUGAUUCAAUUAUGAAUAAUUAGUUUUAAAUUUUUAA